CCAGGCAUCAGCGUCCAUCUGUCCAAAGUGUCCAGCCCACGCACUCUUUUUCGACGUCCAAGAAUCAAUGCAGACAUGCCGGUCCUUCCCCUAACCUCGCCUUCUUAUCCUAAUCAUAGCAUGGCCUCAACCCCAGUCUCGAGUCGUGUCCCUUUGAUAUUCCGGAGACUACAUAGAUUCCAGCAAAUGGACUUCGAACUCGCUCUGUGGCAGCUGUCUUACCUAUGCCUCGCACCGAAGAGAGUCUACCGCAAUGUAUACUACCACAAGCAGACGAAAAAUACCUGGGCUCGGGACGACCCUGCGAUAUUGGUCCUCCUUUUUGGAUGUCUGUUUGUCGUUGCGCUGGCGUGGUCCACGGCGUAUUCUUACACCGUCUUUGACGCCGUAAAGCUAGGCUUUAUUAUGAUCUUACGAGACUUUCUUCUUGUUGGUGUGGUAAUGGCAACCGUGAUACGGUUGUUUGCAAACAGAGUGCUUUUGUCCCCGACCUCUCAUUCGUCCCCAACGGACAUGUCUGUGGAAUGGGCUUACACGUUUGAUGUCCACACCAACGCAUUCUUUCCACUCUUUCUGACUCUUUACGUGGCACAACUGCUUCUGCUACCCGUCAUUCUGAGGGAUAGAUGGGUAUGCCUGCUAGUCGGUAACACAUUGUAUCUCGCAGGAUUCGCCCAGUACAUCUACGGUGUUUAUCUCGGACUUAGUGCUUUACCAUUCCUGAUACGUGCUGAGAUUCUGCUCUCGCCGCUGCUGCCGCUGUUUGCGAGCUAUGUGGUCUCUCUUCUCGGCUUCAAUGUCGCGAGUCACGUUUUGCAAGCAUAUUUUACUUCGUAGUCCCGAGACCGCUGUACGCUACUGUCCAUAGAAACUUUUAUUCCAUUCGUAUUGUUGUGCGCUAGUACUUGCUAUCUUUGGACGCUGGCC
Molecule: messenger RNA, 927 nt
Organism: Pisolithus orientalis
Lineage: Eukaryota; Fungi; Basidiomycota; Agaricomycetes; Boletales; Pisolithaceae
Product: UNC-50
Exons: 8
Coding region: 76-837 (253 amino acids)
Cellular component (GO): Golgi membrane
Source: RefSeq, a predicted model, not a curated record